This is a messenger RNA of Talpa occidentalis (Iberian mole), 2601 nucleotides long. RefSeq names its product hyaluronidase 1 (gene HYAL1). Lineage: Eukaryota; Metazoa; Chordata; Mammalia; Eulipotyphla; Talpidae. Bases 454 to 1806 code for a protein of 450 amino acids. The transcript has 4 exons. Gene Ontology annotation, molecular function: hyalurononglucosaminidase activity. The record is from RefSeq and is a predicted model, not a curated record. Gene Ontology annotation, biological process: carbohydrate metabolic process; hyaluronan catabolic process.
GGCCUUCAACAGCAAAAGUGCCUAAGGGUCAGGACCGUCAUGAUGAAGGUGUGCAGGGCAAGUCCAUUCCCUGGCACCUAUACUUCAGCACCACAAAGAGACCCACCACCCAAACAGCCCCCCUGUACUGCUCCCUGCCCCAAGGCCCAAAUUAAAACCGAAGCCCCACCCCAGUGCUGACAGGGCAGGAGGGGCCACUUCCGGCCUAGCCCCACCCCCUACCCAGGGCACUUUGCUAAGGAUACAGAUGACUGCUCCCUAGUUCAGCCCUCCAAUCCAGGGCCAGCCCCUCUGCCCGCCCCCAGACUGGGUGGGGUGACCCUACAAAAGCUCAGAAUUUCCAGCUGCAGCUUCUUGCUCUCAGAGUCUCUGAUGCAGCUGGAGCCAAAGUUGAGGAACUGAAUCUUACUGAGCCUGCCUAGGCCCUCACCCUGCAGUCAGGAAGUUCGGAAGAUGAGACCCUUCAGCUCUGAGGUUUCCCUAAACCAUCCCUGUGUCAUGGCAGCCCAUCUGCAUCCCAUCUGCAUCUUCCUCCUGACCUUGUUCGGCAUGGCCCAAGGCUUCAGGGGCCCUUCGGUGCCCAACCAGCCCUUCAUCACCAUAUGGAAUGCAAACACCCAGUGGUGCCUGCAGAAGCACAACGUGGAUGUGGAUGUCAGUGUUUUUGAUGUGGUAGCCAACCCAGGACAGACCUUCCGUGGCCCUAACAUGACCAUUUUCUACAGUUCCCAGCUCGGCACCUACCCCUACUACACAUCCACUGGGGAACCCGUGUUUGGUGGCCUGCCUCAGAAUGCCAGUCUGGAUGUCCACCUGGCCCACACAUUCCAGGACAUCCUAGCUGCAAUGCCUGAGUUCAACUUCUCAGGGCUGGCAGUUAUUGACUGGGAGGCAUGGCGCCCACGCUGGGCCUUCAACUGGGACACCAAGGAUAUUUAUCGGCAGCGCUCACGGGCACUGGUACAGGAGCAGCACCCCCACUGGCCAGCGCCUCGGGUGGAUGCAGCAGCCCAGGACGAGUUCCAGGGAGCUGCACGGGCAUGGAUGGAGGGAACUCUCAAGCUGGGGCAGGCACUGCGGCCUCAUGGCCUCUGGGGCUUCUAUAACUUCCCUGACUGCUACAACUAUGACUUUCUAAGACCCAACUACACAGGCCAGUGCCUGCCGGACAUCCGUGUCCAGAAUGACCAGCUGGGAUGGCUGUGGAACCAAAGCUAUGCCCUCUACCCCAGUAUCUACAUGCCUGCGGUGCUGAAGGGCACAGGAAAGUCACAGAUGUUCGUGCGGCACCGUGUGGGUGAGGCAUUCCGUGUGGCCGAGGGUGUUGGGAACCCUGAUCUGCCAGUGCUGCCUUACCUCCAGAUCUUCUAUGAAAUGACAAAUCAUUUUCUGCCCCUGGAUGAGCUGGAGCACAGCCUUGGGGAGAGUGCAGCCCAGGGUGCAGCCGGAGUGGUACUCUGGGUGAGCUGGGAGAACACAAGAACCAAGGAAUCUUGCCAAGCCAUCAAGAAGUAUGUGGACACCACACUGGGACCAUUUAUCCUGAAUGUGACCAGUGGGGCUCUUCUGUGCAGUCAAGCCCUGUGCUCAGGCCAUGGCCGCUGUACCCGGCGCCCCAGCCAUCCUGAGGCCCUCCUCUUCCUCAACCCCGCCAGUUUCUCCAUCUAUCGAAGGCCUAAUGGUGGACCCCCAACCCUACAUGGUGACCUCUCACUUGAAGAUCUGAUGCGGAUGGCUGUGGAGUUCAAAUGUCGCUGCUACCGCGGCUGGAGGGGAGCAUGGUGUGAGCAGCAGGACGUGUGGUGACUGACCACACACUGGGAUGCACACUUCCAGCACCUAAUGCACUCUGGGCCUGGCCACAACUUUCUUAAGACACAGUCACACAAGUGAUGAUCAUAAUCAAGAGUAUACUCAGCCUCAGUCAUGAGCCUAUGCCCUGUAAAUGCACACAUGCUCACGGACCAAGGGAGUAGCAUUAAGAGUUAGUGUCACAGGCAGACACCAUCCACUCUGUUCAGACAUUCACCUGGCAGGGUCAGAAACAUCUCCAGAGACACUCAGCCAGUCUUUAAACCACAGCAACCACCAGAACUGAUAUUCACCGAGUGCCUACUUUUAACGACUAAGUCCAAUGCUGAGCAUUUUCAAGUAGGCUAACUCAGUCCCUCCUACCACAGCACUAUGAGGAAACGGAGGUAAAAACAGAAGGGUCAGCCCUUUGCCUAAGAUCGCACAGCCAGAAAAAGGAGAAGCUGCAAAAUCAAACCCAAUCGGUCUGGUUACCGAGGUAGAAUCUUUGCGCUCCUACCGUGUGCAGAUGGUAAGCUGCCCUAAUCUAAUCUAAUCAGCGUCACCAGCCACGACAAUAAAGCAGACGUGAUUCUUACUUCAAGGGCUGUUUAUUGGGUGCCAAAAAUGUAUGCGCGCCGGGAUCCAGAGGGUGCAGGACAGGCACGACUCUAUCACUCAGAUCUGUUCUCUGUUCGAGAGCAGUUGCUUCCAGGUGGGGCCCAAGUUUUAGGAGGAAGCUCGACCCGCGAGCUUCCACGCUGGACUGACGGGGGCAGGAGGCCAGCGGGAGGCAGGACAAAGACGAGC